CACCAACUGCAGCUGUCCAGCACCACAACCAUGGCAGCCCCGGCCUCCGCGUACAAAGACCGGCAAUUCCUCGCCGUGAUUGGCGAUGAGGACACAGUAACGGGCAUGCUGCUCGCCGGCGUCGGCCAUGUGACGCAGCCCCCGGACGCGCAGAAGAACUUCCUAGUCGUAGACGCGAAGACAGAGAACAGCGCCAUCGAGGCAGCAUUCGACCGCUUCACCACCGAGCGCAAGGACAUCGCAAUCUUGUUGAUAAACCAGCAUAUCGCCGAAAAAAUAAGACAUCGUGUCGAGGCCUACACCGCCGCUUUCCCCUCGCUGCUCGAGAUCCCGUCCAAGGACCACCCGUACGACCCCGAAAAGGACAGCGUACUCAAGAGGGUGCGCAGGCUGUUCGGAGAGUAGACACAGCCUGUAGUGAUCUGGCGAGGUGGUUGGACAGGAUGGUUGCAUAGCAUGGUAGAUGAUAUCCACGUUGAAUACAUACCGUAACGUACGUCUGUGCUUUGGGUUGAGACAUGACAUACUAUGUGGACUUCAAUGUUCUUAAGAGGGCAGAUCACGGUGAACAAGAAGGUGU
Boeremia exigua is the source of this 580-nucleotide messenger RNA. RefSeq names its product ATPase, V1 complex, subunit F. Bases 31 to 405 code for a protein of 124 amino acids. Gene Ontology annotation, biological process: proton transmembrane transport. The record is from RefSeq and is a predicted model, not a curated record. Gene Ontology annotation, molecular function: proton-transporting ATPase activity, rotational mechanism. The transcript is spliced from 4 exons. NCBI's taxonomy places the organism in Eukaryota, Fungi, Ascomycota, Dothideomycetes, Pleosporales, Didymellaceae. Gene Ontology annotation, cellular component: fungal-type vacuole membrane; proton-transporting V-type ATPase, V1 domain.